AAGAGCAAACCUCUUACGUCACUGGUUCUCCACCAACCAGGUGAUUCCGGUGCGACCUGGCGUCCUCUCCUACAGUGUGUGUUUACACUGUAGUGCGCGCGGCCGUCAGUCAGUCGGAUGGUUGACCUGCACCGCUCGGCUGACAUCCACCUCCUCCAGACUGAUGUUUCAUGUGAGAACCGUGCCAGCCCUGACACGGGCAGGGGCGGACUUUCCCUUUAAACGCUUGCUCUCCAGCCGAAGACUCCGGUCCACCGUCACCUCCACUUCCACCUCCGCGACCCAGGCGGAGCCGCAGGACGAUGUCAGCAGCGGUCGCUAUGACUCAGCGCGGUCCGAGUUCGCCGGACAGCCCGGGAGAAGAGGAGGGAGAGACGGGACCACCACCACCACCGCCGCUGCUAAUGAGAUCUCCGUGGACUUUGAACAGACACAGGAGGCGUAUAAGAGCAAAGACUCGCUAGAGCUGCUCAGAAGUUUGGUGGUUUUUAAACUCUGCUCCUAUGACUUCCUGGUUGAUAAGAAUAAAGAGAUAAUGGAUAUAGGUACGAAGCUCCUGGGACAGAGAGCCUUCAACCAGUUCAUGAAGAUGACAUUUUAUGGCCAGUUUGUAGCUGGUGAGGACCACAAGGCCAUCAGGCCGCUGAUCCAGAAAAAUCAGGCCUUCGGCGUCGGCUCUGUCCUGGAUUACAGUGUGGAGGAAGACAUCAGCCAGGAGGAGGCCGAGCAGAAAGAGAUGGACUCAUGCGUCUCCGCUGCAGAGAAAGGGAGCAUAGGCGAGGACUACAGAGAGAAAAACUACAAAGUGCAUAAACAGUUUGGGGACCGUCGUGGGGGAGUGACUGGAGCCCGCACUUAUUUCUACGCCAACGAGGCCAAAUGUGAUCAGCAUAUGGAGACCUUCAUCAAGUGCAUCAAGGCAUCUGGUGGGAGUUCAAUGGAUGGGUUUUCUGCCGUCAAAAUGACUGCUCUAGGACGACCUCAGUUUCUGCUCCAGUUCUCAGAGGUCUUAGUUAAAUGGAGGCGAUUUUUCACCUUCUUGGCAUCGCAGCAGGGCAAAGAUGGCAUGGAGGCCCUAGAGCAGAGGCUGGAGCUGAAACAACUACAGGAGUCCCUGACCAAACUGGGUGCAGAAGGUGACUUCUCUGGCUGGUUUAGUGGCAGGAAGGAGGAAUGUUCAGGAACCAUUGAUGUGCUCGACUGGAACAGCCUGAUAGAUGAGAGAACAAAGAUAUCAGACCUGCUGGUCGUCCCAAAUGUGGAGCUAGGUAAACUGGAACCUCUGCUGAAGACAUUCACUGUAGAGGAGGAGAGGCAAAUGAAGCGGAUGUUACAGCGCAUGGACAUCUUAGUCAAGCAUGCCAAGGAGAACGGUGUUCGCCUGAUGGUGGAUGCAGAGCAAACCUACUUCCAGCCGGCUAUCAGCAGACUGACAUUAGAGAUGCAGAGGAUCUACAACAGAGAAAAGCCUGUCAUCUUCAACACGUACCAAUGCUACCUCAAGGAGGCCUUUGACAAUGUAACUAUGGACGUAGAGUUGUCUCGGCGUGAGGGUUGGCAUUUUGCUGCCAAGCUCGUACGAGGGGCCUACAUGUAUCAGGAGCGAGAGAGGGCUGAAGAGAUCGGUUAUGAGGACCCUAUUAACCCUGAUUAUGAGUCUACUAACCAAAUGUACCACAGAUGUCUGGACUAUGUGCUGGAUGAGAUUGCGCUCAGCGGAAAUGCCAACGUGAUGGUGGCUUCCCAUAACGAGGACACGGUGAAACACACCUUGAGGAGAAUGAAUGAGCUGGGUCUCGUACCGACAGACAACAAGGUGUACUUUGGUCAGCUGCUGGGAAUGUGUGACCAGAUCAGCUUCCCAUUGGGCCAGGCAGGCUUCCCCGUCUAUAAGUACGUCCCCUACGGGCCGGUGAAUGAGGUGAUGCCCUACCUGUCUCGGAGAGCCCAAGAGAACAGAGGCUUCAUGAGGGGAGCCCAGAAGGAGAGGGAUCUGCUGUGGCAGGAGCUGAAACGCAGACUUGCCUCUGGGGAGCUUCUCUACAGACCAGCGUACUGAAAACACGGAAGAAGAGACAAAGAGGAGAGGGUGUCAAUGUGUUGAGAUUUUCUUUUUUUUUUUUUUCAUCUUCCCUGUUUGACGGCUGCUGCUGUGGCUGUCUGCUCUGUCUCUCCCUGGAUGUAGAUCUCCUGUUCCAGCCUGUCCUGGAGAUUUCUUUUUGCUGAUGGACCUUUUCGGGGUGUCACUCUCUUUUUUUCCGUUGUGUUUUUUUCUCUGUUUUGUUCUCCCUCCAUCUUUUCUUCCAUGAACUGCUCAUGUACUCUCUAUUACUUUCCUUUAUCCACCUCUGCAUCCAUAAGCAUCCCUCAUGUUGUCUUCCCCUUUGUCUAUAGAGCUCUGGUAUCCAUCAAGUGGGCAUCUUUACUGCUCCAAAAGGACUCCCUAAAAUGUCAACGAGACCGGGGCGGGCGUCUCAUUUUAUCGCCCUAUUUAUCUUGGAGAGGGGACAACAACAAUAAAAAUAACAGGCUUGAUUUAAAUGGUAGUAAAGGAAACAUCAAUAUAUUCGCCUCCUACGGUAUAUUAUGGUUUUUUUGACUCUUGGAGAGCCGCACAGCCCCCACAAGGAGGCCUCUCUGCACUGUAUAUUUGUGUGCCGUGUUCGAGGCUGCACUGCCGGUUUGAAAAUGAUACCCGUUUAUGAAUCAAUGAGAAAAGUAUAAACAGUUUGUCACGGCACAUCCCUCUUCUUCUGAGAGUGCGGCGCUUUUGUUAUUGUAUUUACUGGAGGAGGAUAUAUUCUCGGUCACUGAGGUGUUGCGAGGGAGCGUACAGCAUUCGGGAUUCAGUGAGUGAAUCUCCUUUGUAAUGCAGACACCUGCAAGUCUGGCAAUGCUGUUGUUGUUGUUGUUAUUUUUUUUUUAUAGCACAAGAUAAUAUGCAAGGGAAUACAAAGUUAGAUGGUUUGGUCCUAAUGUGUUUGGAUGGAAUUUACACUGUGCAAUUUCUGUCUCUGAUGAUGUAAGUAUGUCUGACACAGACGAUUACAUUUGUUGGUUUUACAGUGCAUGCUUCACUCUUUGAAAUCACUCAGUGAAUAAAUAUGCAUUGUAUGAA
Molecule: messenger RNA, 3118 nt
Organism: Acanthopagrus latus (yellowfin seabream)
Lineage: Eukaryota; Metazoa; Chordata; Actinopteri; Spariformes; Sparidae
Gene: prodhb
Product: proline dehydrogenase (oxidase) 1b
Exons: 14
Coding region: 164-2059 (631 amino acids)
Cellular component (GO): mitochondrion
Molecular function (GO): FAD binding; proline dehydrogenase activity
Source: RefSeq, a predicted model, not a curated record